Molecule: messenger RNA, 3569 nt
Organism: Hippocampus comes (tiger tail seahorse)
Lineage: Eukaryota; Metazoa; Chordata; Actinopteri; Syngnathiformes; Syngnathidae
Gene: fhdc2
Product: FH2 domain containing 2
Exons: 12
Coding region: 183-3398 (1071 amino acids)
Source: RefSeq, a predicted model, not a curated record
CUUUUCAUUUCUCCUCACGAGUUGACUCCAGCGGGUGGAUCGGCUGUCUGUUUACAGGGAUGAAGAGGAAUCAAAAGCGAGAGUGAAAUGUUCAUUUAAAGUGGUGAUUGCCCUCUGGUUGCUUACAUCAGGCUGGUGGACUUUUGAACUGUGUGCUUGGAAAGAUGUCUCCAACCAAGUAGAUGCUGAUCAACGUGACUCUCACCGUCAAGGAAUCUCGUGCCUUUCAUGGAACACUGCCUCCUAUCCCCAACGAUCCGUUGCCUGUGACAGUGAAAGUCAUGGAUUCAUUCACGGUGGCGGUGCCCGUCCUGGCACCUCCACCGCCACCGCCACCGCCCCCUCCUCCGCCGCCACCACCUCCUCUCUCAUCGCCUUUGAGCCGGACGGACAGCGGCCAUCGAAGCCGGCUGAGAAAGUUCAACUGGGAGCGUAUCCCCAAAGAGAAGGUAGAGGGGAGGAACAGCGUGUGGAGCGGUGCGGGCCCGGGGGAGGACGAGUUCCCCAUAGAUUUGCACUCUCUGGACGAGCUCUUCGGCCAGAAGGACAAUAAGCCUCAGGACAGGAGCAACACUUUAAGACGGCGGUCUGCUCUGCUACGCUGCAGAACUCCUCAGGAUAGCCCAGAAGAGAUCUCCCUACUGGACUCCAAACGCAGUAUGAACAUUGGGAUAUUUCUUCGCCAGUUCAAAAUGCCGGCGAAAGAGAUAGCUGAGGAUAUCAAGCACGGAGCUGGGGACCGUUACGGAGCAGAGAAACUCACGGAGCUCUGCAAGCUGUUACCCGACAUUGAGGAGGAAUCUCGCCUGAGGAGCUUCAGCGGGGAACGUCGCUGGCUUGGAGAGCCUGAUCUUUUUAUGCUCCUGCUGGUGGAAGUCCCCAGUUUUCGCCUUCGCUUGGAUGCCAUGAUCCUACAGCAAGAGUUUGACCCUGCUCUGACCUCUCUGUGUGUGGCAGCCAGAUGUCUGAGGGAGGCGGCUAGAGAACUGCUGAGCUGUCCUGAGUUACACUCCAUCCUCCGUUUGGUGCUUAAAGCAGGGAACUACAUGAAUGCUGGUGGCUACUCGGGGAAUGCAGCUGGAUUUCGAAUUUCAUCACUGCUCAAACUGGCUGACACCAAAGCGAACAAACCUGGCAUGAACCUGCUUCAUUUUGUAGCUAUGGAAGCUGUGAAGAAGGAUCAGAGUUUACUGUCAUUUCCUAGCCAACUGGGCCAUGUUGGCUCCGCUUCUAGAUUGUGCGAGGAGUCUGUAAUGGAGGAUUUAUCCAAGUUAAAAAGCAGAGUGCUGGCGCUGAAAGCAAAUGUCCUGACAGAGAGAGAGAUUUUGCAGCACGCGCAAUCUUUCUUCGAGGUGACAGAGGAGCGUCUAAAAGAGGCAGAGGAUGAAGUUGAGGGCAUGAGGAUGUCAAGUCGAGCAUUGGUGGAUUUUUUCUGUGAAGACGACAGUACAUUUAAACUUGAGGAAGCCUGCAGGGUCUUUGACUUAUUUUGCCAGCGCUUCCAAAAAGCUGUCAAGGAGAAUGCAGAGCGCGAGUUGAAGGAGCAGAAACGUCUGGAACGUCAGAGGGAGAUCGCGGAGAAGCGUCGCUCAGUGGCUGUCUGCACGGGUCUCGACCUGAGAGAUCCUCACAGUCAAGGAAACCAAGAUGAUCUGGAGAGACUCCUUGAGAAGAACUUGAGCCGCACCUGGAGCCGUCGUAGCCUGAGAAGUUCUGACACGCGCAGGUACUCUCACUGCCUGCCCAGCGACAAGAGCUUCCCAGAGCUGAGCACCAGCCCGACAGCCAUCAGCUGUCACUCAAGCUGCUCAUCUGACCAUGAAACAGCCACUGUGCUUUGUAGCUCUCCAGAGACGGAUGGCUUUUGUUCCCCAGUUGGUCAAGGAAGUGUCUUGGAAAGCGACAAUAAGAGUCAGUCAUGCCAUUACCAGGCAAUAAAUCAGUGCAUGGAGAUUGUUCAAGAAUCUCUCGUUGGAUCGUAUUCGCAACACGGACCUGGGUUCACGGUUAGGCAACAAGGGUCUGAGAGCAUUCCUCUUCAAAUACAGGCAUCGGAAAUGAGUGGCCUUCCAAAAGUGAAUGCAAUGUCAUGCAAGCAGAAGACUACCAAGAACACUGAGUUUCCACCCAACUCCUCUCGGAAUGCUGCUGCUCUCAAUGCAGAUACCCCUUCGCUGUGCGCUAAAAGCCAGAACUCCGGUCCUAGACAUAGUUUUGGAAUGCCCCCAGCUGACAGGAAUAGUUCUCUUCAGAAUAAAUUAAACACCUGUCGAGUUGGUGGGCCUGAACAUCAAUCUCCUCACAAGAGUGGAACGCUUCAUAGCAACAACCGCCCAACAUCAGUGAGCUUUCAGAGAACUGAGAAAGAAUCACGUUUAUCUGUUAAGGCGACGGAUAAAGUGGCGUUGCAGCAGCUAAACAGAAGGAUGAAAGCAAGUGCUGCUAUGUCUGGGCCCCAUGAAAGUCUGAGGAAGCAGUUAAACACAAAAGGGGCGGUGACACCAGUCGCGGAGAACUGGAUGCCACCCAGUCUUCCGGAGUUCAGCCAGUCACACCCAGAGGAGAACUCCGAUGUGCAGAGUACGAAGAGGGAGUUUGCGAGGUCCUACUCCCAUGUGGGGGAAACUCUAGAGUGCCGCACUCUUGUGAAAGGCCUCCGAUCCUAUGACACACUGUCACCACCGUCAUCCCCGACCCCGCGACCAGGGCCGAGCCUCUGCUCCAAGUGGAAGAAAGAGAGGGAGGUUGAGCCGAGAACUCCGGCUUCUCCAUCAUUAAAGGAGGAGAGUCGUGCCUUGAAGGUUCCUGUACGUGGUGGCGUCAGAGCUAAGAGAGCACCUGGGUCACGUGUAGGACCUUCCAACAGCACAGGUGUUCCAAGAGUACGCCCCAAAACGGAGGCUACAAAUAGUGCCCAAGUACCGUCCGCAAGUAGCCCAGCGACGUCCCGUUUAUCCUUGCGUUCGUCUCCUAUCACGCAGCCUGCCUCACUUCGUGCAGAUGUGAAAAGAAGUGGUAGUGCACGAGAGAGACCGCAGACUGCAAAUCAGCCGCAGAUUCCUGGAAAGUCUUCCCUGACCCGUAGGACCUUGGAAAGACCAACAACAGAGAAGGUCUCAGGCAGGCCCCAGUCAACAUUUGUUCGAGGAAGCCCUCUCCGCGUGGCAAAACGAGUCGCCCCGAACUCCGAAACUCAGUCUACUACCGCAACUCUACCAGCCCACGGUCCAUCUUCUGCCACAGCUAAGACCAUACGUACGGCGGCCGUCAUGUCUGGAGCCCGGAACAAAACCACUAAGACCACUAACACAGGCACCUGUGCUACCUCUAAAAACCCUUCAAGAAUUACUGGUUCUAAAAUGCUUCGACCGACUACAACUCAGCCACUGUGGAAAUGAAAAUAAUAUAUUUUAGGCGUUUUUCGGCCUAUCUAUACAGAGCUGGUUAUCUCUGUACAUGAUCAGUUCCAAUACAUCAAACAUAUACCGUAUUUUCCACACUAAAAGGCGCACUAGAUUAUGAGGCGCACCUUCUAUGAAUGGCCUAUUUUGUAAUUUUUUUCAUACAUU